This is a messenger RNA of Acyrthosiphon pisum (pea aphid), 1183 nucleotides long. RefSeq lists its product as uncharacterized. Bases 214 to 597 code for a protein of 127 amino acids. NCBI's taxonomy places the organism in Eukaryota, Metazoa, Arthropoda, Insecta, Hemiptera, Aphididae. The record is from RefSeq and is marked predicted. The transcript has a single exon.
GUCAUUCAAUCAGCUCGUUUACACUCUGUACUUAUAUUAUAAACUCUAAUCACAGCAGUAAUACACACACACAUACAUAUAUAUAAAUCCAGUCGACUUAUAAACUUCAAGCGGCCACUACAAGCGAUCCACCGAGAAGCAGAUUCCGAACUAACAAACAUCGCACACCACAUACAGUGUUAAAUAGGUUAGAAUAAUAAUACUAACAAUAAAAUGUUUCUGUCGUACGCCACCGUGGCCGUCUUUGCUUACGCGAUUCUGUUGAAUAUCUUCUACUUGUACUCGCCUGUCGAAUCAGGCGAAAUCGGCGGGCUUUACGAGAAUUGCGAGAAAUGUAAGGCUUCGGACUGCUUUGCCAAUGGGAGGCCGUGCACAGACAAUGACGAUUGUGAUUACCCGUACACAUGUUUUACGUGUGAAAUCUCAGAUGGCUGGGAACAGUUCUAUUCCAAAGACGAAUGCAACAAGGGUUGCGAUGCGCCGAGCUUAUGCAUUUGUGACAGAUUUUGUUACAUGUGCGUACCAGAAGACACCGAUACGACCCGGUUUUCGGUAUGCUACAUACCAGAUAAUCCGGAGGAACAAACUUGCGUGUAAGUUCCAUAUGGCUCCGUCAACACGACCUCCACGAGUUUAUAAUUAAAAUAAUAUUAAGAUAAUACAAAAUACAAUUAAUAUUUUUGCUCUUAAAAAGAAAUAAUAACCUAUUACAUAAUAAUAUUAUGUAGUAUAUAAAUAUUCGUUUCAUAUUAUCGCCGUGAAGUAUUUAAUAUAUUUCACGGUUUUACUUCGCACUUCGUCAUGCGUAAUAUUAUAAUAUUAUUUUGUUGCACUGUGGCAGUGGUAUGUAAAUUAUUUUUAAAAAUAUACCCUCCCGAUUUGUAAAAUUGUAAAUAUUAAAUAGGCAUUAAUGUCAUCCGUUUCCUCAAAGUUUGUUCCCCUAGCAACAAAGGAAACAAUGAAAAAUUCUUUAAACUAAAUUGUACUACAAUAUUGUAACUAUACUUAUUGUUUUUCAAUAUUCCUUACGAUUUUAUCUAUUGUAUCAUUAUUGUUAUUAUAUUAUACAUAAUAAUAUAUAGCUAAGAUGAUAAAUUAUUGUAAUAUUAUAUUAUGUAAUCGGUGCACUUAAAUUAUUCUAUGUAUUAUUUCAUAAAUAUUAAACUAUUAUUCUAUCUCGUAA